AUGUUGUUUUAUGUGUGUUCCAGUCCAAGAGUUGUUCUCUUCCAAUUGGGGUUUCGAAAGCGCACCGAACACACUCAACCAGAUACCGAAGACACCCUUUACGAAUAUGAUGGGUUUUAUGGUGCCUCCAAACGCCUCUCAGCCUCUCUAACUCCCAUAACUGCCUCCAGGGACAAUGAGUCGUCCCACUGGUCAGCAAACGGUGCCUUCCUCACCUCUAUCCAGUCAUUAGGCACCAACUACCCCAACAACUAUGGACUUAGGUCAAAUCGCCUCACUGCUUUGGUGUGGCGUGCCGCUCCCGAUAUCGUACGAAUUGGGCUGUUUGAUCUAGAUCGGUGGUACCAUGCCCAAAUGCCCUCUUCUAUCAGGUACGUUCGUCCAAUUACUCAUGGCCCCACAAGUUAUCGCCCUACUUAG
This is a messenger RNA of Hydatigera taeniaeformis, 420 nucleotides long. The record is from the annotation of a GenBank genome assembly. Lineage: Eukaryota; Metazoa; Platyhelminthes; Cestoda; Cyclophyllidea; Taeniidae.